Molecule: messenger RNA, 702 nt
Organism: Nicotiana attenuata
Lineage: Eukaryota; Viridiplantae; Streptophyta; Magnoliopsida; Solanales; Solanaceae
Exons: 1
Coding region: 1-702 (233 amino acids)
Source: RefSeq, a predicted model, not a curated record
AUGGCUGAGGUGGUGAAGAAUAAUCGAACACAAACUCAAGGUAUGAAACUCAAAUUCUAUCCUCCAGUGAUGAAAGAUGGAAUCAAGGUUGUGCAAUUGAAUCAGCGGGAAAUUGACAAACAGAAGCAGAAAUGCCAAUGUGCGCUGAUUGGGUAUGUGUUUAGGGGAACCCUGAAAUUCAAGGAAAUGCUUCAGUUUGUGUAUGGGGUCUGGCACUUUGUGAACACACCUAGGGUCUUCCUACAUGAUGAUGGGUACUAUAUCUUUCAAUUUGAAUCUGAAGAGGACAAAUCCUGCAUAAUACAAAAUGGGCCUUACACAUUUAGGAAUAGGCCAAUGAUUCUGAAACAAUGGAGUUCAGAUUUUCAGCUGCAUAAGGAAACAAUCUGUAUAUUACCAAUAUGGGUAUGUUUCCCUGUAUUGCCACUCCUAUACUGGUCUGAGGAAAAUCUAGGAAGAAUUGCUAGCUUCCUAGGCAAACCAAUGUGUACUGAUGUUCUAACAGCUAAAGGUGACAGAAUAUCUUAUGCAAGAGUUCUAAUUGAGAUGGAUAUCACCCAAGUAUUACCUGAAUCUGUUAAUGUUGAAGUCCCAGAUGGUGGUAUUUGGAGCCAAAAGAUUGAGUAUGAAUGGAAGCCUACUCUAUGUCAAGAGUGUAUGCAGGUUGGACACCAAAAGGAGAAUUGUCCAAAACAGAAGUAG